Messenger RNA from Aspergillus ruber CBS 135680, 1782 nucleotides. Its product is annotated as X-Pro dipeptidyl-peptidase protein. The record is from RefSeq and is a predicted model, not a curated record. The transcript has 3 exons. Gene Ontology annotation, molecular function: dipeptidyl-peptidase activity. Bases 1 to 1782 code for a protein of 593 amino acids. Lineage: Eukaryota; Fungi; Ascomycota; Eurotiomycetes; Eurotiales; Aspergillaceae.
AUGCCCAACCAACAUCGCGACAUUCAAACAGUUGAUUCAACAAAUUUCUCUUAUGUCUUUGAACAAAACGUAUCCAUCCCUUUGGGGAAUGGUGGAGUAGUCCGCUGCAAUGUGUACAAGCCCAAAACAGCUUCUUCAGAGGUCAAAUUCCCAGUUCUCGUUACCUAUGGCCCAUACGGCAAAGACGUUCCCUACAAAGAAUUCAACCCCAAGAGUUUUGCCGAGGUCGAUCCAGCUCAUAAAACCGAGCAUUCUGCCUGGGAGACCCCGACACCUCAGUACUGGACCGACCAUGGAUACAUUGUGUUACGCGCCGAUGAGAUAGGCAUCGGACAGUCUCCCGGUGUGCUAAAUGUUAAAUCGGCGGCCUCAAUCGAUGCCUUCUGUGACGUGAUCGAAUGGACGUCUGAGCAGCCUUGGUCUUCUGGUAAAGUCGGCCUGCUGGGCGUGAGCUAUUACGCCGCAACACAGUGGCAGGUUGCAGCCCGACAGCCACGAGGCUUAGCGGCAAUUGUCCCAUGGGAAGGAUUUUCUGACCCGUACUCUGAGUCCCUGAGACAUGGUGGCAUCCUAUCGAAUAAAUUCUUCGCCGGGUGGUAUGCUCGCCAGGUUGCACCAAAUCAGUAUGGGCUUCCCGGACGAGCGUCUCGCAAUUGGGGCCCGGAUACCAUUGAGGGUGACCUCAGCACAGAAGAACUGGAAGAAAACCGACACAAAAUGGCGUGGGAGGAGCAGAAGUAUCGGGAUGACAAGGAGAUGGCGCCUCUGAACUUCAACCUGGAGGAUGUCACAGUGCCUCUUCUGAGUGUUGCCAAUUUAGGCGGGAUAUGCUUGCACCUGAGAGGAAAUGUGUUGGGAUACCUGUGGGCCAGAUCCGAGUUCAAGUACCUUCGCUUUAUCGUCGGCCGGCACGAUCUGCCAUUCUACUACCCGGAGGAGGUCGAAGUGCAGAGAAGCUUUCUUGACGCUUGGCUGAAGGGAGACGAUAGAGAGGGAUGGGCCGAAAAGGGCGCUCUCCCCGCUGUGGAUUUAGUUCUGCGGAAAGGGAACGUUGAGCAUAAUAACCCAGCGGAGGAGAAGAGCUUUCCCCGCCGCAAGGAAACUGAAUGGCCGUUAGCCAGAACACAAUAUACCCCAAUCUUCCUGACGGCAGAUCAUGGGCUUCAGUUCGAUCAGCCUCAUUAUGAGACAACACGAAAACUGAGCUACAGGGCCCUCGGCCGGGGUGAACUACCUGAACUUAUCAAAUUCUGUUCAGCGCCAUUUGAAAAGGAAACAGAGAUAACUGGGCACAUAGUGGUUCACCUCAUUGUCUCAGUGAGCAGAGAUCGGUGGGGUAGCUCACCAUCUGAUCUAGACCUAUUCCUUAGCCUCCGUCAUAUCGCACCCUCAGGCGAUGAAAUCGUCUAUACCGGCUCCACGGGAGAGGCAGUCCCAGUGACAAAAGGCUGGCUACGCACUUCCCUUCGAAAGACAAACCCUCAACAUCCACACCACUGGCCUUGGUUGCCGCAUCGGGACUUCAAUACCACGGAUGUGUUACCUGUCAUUCCGAACGAGCUAUACCCCGUCGACGUCGAGCUAUGGCCGACCAAUGUCGUAGUCGAGGCAGGUGGAAGAUUGGUUCUGGAGGUCGGCUCUGGAGACACGGCCGGGGCUGGAUUCUGGGGUCAUGAUGAUCCUGUUGAUAGGCCGGAAACAGUCUUUCGAGGUGGAAACCACGUUCAUUUGGGGCCGAAUUAUGUCAAUUAUAUGACCCUCCCUAUUAUCCCCCCGAAUUAA